AUGGCAAAUUCCUCUUCUUUCAACAGCCGUUACACUGUAAUAACCUUAGUAUUCCUUGUCUCAUUCCUUCUAACAAUUUUCCUCUUCAACAAAAGAGCUCUUGAGCCCACUCUUUAUUUCUACAGAGAUUUCUCUCCACAAACAACUAGUGCCUCCCACGUUUCGUUGCCAAAUUCAACCCUUCCUGACUCAGAAGAACCAGUGGAAUCAGUGAUUCAGCAACCCAUUUCUCAAAAUGAGACAAUUGAGUCCAAAAAUGGUGAUGAUUCGACAAAUGUGGAGGUGUCUAGUGAAAAUGAGAAAGACCCAGAUGGGGGCUUGGAGUCUGGUGAGGGUUUGAAUGAUAAUUCAACAAAUGUGGAGGUUUCUAGUGAAAAUGAGAAAGACCGAGAUGGAGAUUUGGAGUCUGGUGGGAAUUUGAGUGGUAAUGGUGGUGAUAAAUUGAUGGAGAGCUUGAAAAGUUGUGAUCUUUAUAGGGGUACUUGGGUGAAAGAUGAAGACUAUCCGAUUUAUAAACCGGGUUCUUGUCCUCAUGUUGAUGAGGCUUUUGAUUGCCAAGGUAAUGGAAGGAAAGAUUCUGAUUAUCUUAAAUGGCGCUGGAAGCCUAAUGAUUGCGAUCUUCCAAGGUUUAAUGCAACAGACUUCUUGACAAGAUUGAGAGGUAAGAGGCUCAUGCUGGUUGGAGACUCGAUGAACCGAAAUCAGUUUGAAUCAAUGUUGUGUCUCCUUCGUGAAGGCCUGCCUGAUAAGAGCAAAAUGUUUGAGAUCCAUGGCCGCAGAAUAACAAAGGGAAGAGGCUACUAUGUCUUCAAAUUUGUGGAUUAUAAGUGUACUGUGGAAUUUGUGAGGUCACAUUUCCUUGUAAAGGAAGGCGUGCGCAUAAAUGCACAAGGAAGCUCGAAUCCAACUUUAUCUAUAGAUGUAAUCGACAAGACAGCAGGCCGAUGGAAGAGGGCUAACAUUCUGGUUUUCAAUACUGGGCACUGGUGGGCUCAUGGAAAGACAGCUCGUGGGAAAAAUUACUAUAAAGAAGGUGACUAUCUCUAUCCAAAGUUUGAUUCACUUGAGGCGUACAGAAGGGCUCUGAGGACCUGGGGAAAGUGGAUUGACAAAAAUGUGAAUCCGAAAAAGCAGUUAGUAUUCUAUCGCGGAUACUCCUCAGCCCAUUUCAGAGGUGGAGAUUGGGAUUCAGGAGGGACAUGCAAUGGGGAGACUGAACCGGUUUUAAGUGGGUCAAUUCUCAAAAACUAUCCUGUCAAAAUGAAGAUAGUGGAGGAGGUGAUCCAGGAAAUGAAGAAUCCAGUUACACUAUUAAACGUGACGAGUUUGACCAACUUUCGAAAGGAUGGACAUCCUUCAAUCUUUGGCAAGAACGUAACUGCAGGGGUAAAGAUUUCAACAAGGCGCCAAGACUGCAGCCAUUGGUGUCUUCCUGGCGUCCCUGAUGCAUGGAAUGAGCUGAUAUAUGCAACUUUGGUUCAACAAAGAGUUUCCAAGAAUUGA
Messenger RNA from Dovyalis caffra, 1503 nucleotides. The record is from the annotation of a GenBank genome assembly. NCBI's taxonomy places the organism in Eukaryota, Viridiplantae, Streptophyta, Magnoliopsida, Malpighiales, Salicaceae.